Molecule: messenger RNA, 453 nt
Organism: Lynx canadensis (Canada lynx)
Lineage: Eukaryota; Metazoa; Chordata; Mammalia; Carnivora; Felidae
Product: keratin-associated protein 13-1-like
Exons: 1
Coding region: 52-453 (133 amino acids)
Source: RefSeq, a predicted model, not a curated record
ACCUCAGAGUCUUCUCACCGUAACUCAGGUGAACUCACAUCUCCCUUCAACAUGUCCUACAGCUGCUGCUCUGGAAACUUCUCCUCCCGCUCCCUUGGGGGCUACCUGCGCUACCCAAGCUUCUCCUGUGGCUCUUCCUACCCCAGCAACCUGGUCUACCGCACUGACCUCUGCUCUCCCAGCACCUGCCAGCUGGGCUCCUCCCUCUACAGCGGCUGUCAGGAGACCUGCUGUGAGCCCACCAGCUGCCGGACGUCCUGCAUGGUGUCCAGCCCCUGCCAGACGUCCUGCUCCCUCCCGAGGACCUCCACGUUCUGCAGCCCCUGCUGGACUGCUUACCCUGGGUCUGUGGGCUGUGGGUCCAGUGGCUUCAGACCUCUGGGUUAUAGAGUCUGUGGUUUCCCCUCCCUGAGCUAUGGAUCCAGUUUCUGUCGCCAAUCUAUUUUCCUUUGA